Pezoporus flaviventris is the source of this 2054-nucleotide messenger RNA. RefSeq names its product DNA polymerase delta 3, accessory subunit (gene POLD3). The record is from RefSeq and is a predicted model, not a curated record. Gene Ontology annotation, molecular function: DNA-directed DNA polymerase activity. Gene Ontology annotation, biological process: DNA strand elongation involved in DNA replication; DNA synthesis involved in UV-damage excision repair; DNA replication. Lineage: Eukaryota; Metazoa; Chordata; Aves; Psittaciformes; Psittacidae. The transcript has 12 exons. The coding region runs from base 65 to 1453 and encodes 462 amino acids. Gene Ontology annotation, cellular component: nucleus; delta DNA polymerase complex.
GGCGGCCGCGGGCCUGAGCUGCGCGGGAAGCCGCCCGCGGCCCAGCCUUGGCCUGCCGCCCGCCAUGGAGGACGAGCUCUACCUCGAGAACAUCGACGAGUUCGUCACCGACCAGAACCGCAUCGUAACGUACAAGUGGCUGAGCUAUACCCUGGGAGUUCAUGUCAACCAGGCUAAACAGAUGCUCUAUGAUUAUGUGGAGAGGAAACGAAAGGAGAAUUCAGGAGCUCAGCUUCAUGUCACCUACUUAGUAGCUGGAAACCUCAUCCAGAAUGGACACGUGUGCCACAAGGUUGCAGUAGUGAGAGAGGACCAACUCGAAGCAAUGAAGUCUAAACUAUCCACAAUUGCAAGCGUGCAUGUCUACAGCAUUCAGAAAGCUCUGCUCAAGGACAGUGGACCCCUCUACAACACAGACUAUGAUAUUGUCAAAACAAACCUGCACAACUGCAGCAAGUUUAGUGCCAUUCGAUGUGAUGCUGCAGUCCCCAGGCCGGUGGUUGAAGUCGCUCCAGCGCAGACGUCUGUGCAGGAUGGUUCCCAGACCAAAAGUGACAGGAGUGCUGCCAGUGUCCCUGCAGUCAAUGGCCGUGGACCAUCGAGUGCUAAACCAACCACACAGCAGCCCAAAGGGAUCAUGGGAAUGUUUGCAGCAAAAGCAGCUUCCAAAUCCCAGGACACAAAUAAAGAAACUAAAGUGGAGUCUAAGGAAGCCCCAAGUGUGUCUGCGACGAGCAGCAAACCACCAGCAAAGGGCAACAUAAUGAACAACUUCUUUGGAAAAGCUGCCAUGAAUAAACUCAAAGUCAGCUCUGUGCCUGAGCAGCCAAAGGAAGAGAAGGAAGUCAUCACGCCUUCGGUUCCUGAAGCAGCACCAGAGUCAUCCCUUAAUACUGUUGUAGAGAAGCCUGGGAAGAAAACAGAACCUGCUAGAAAUCAACAGAAGGACAAAAAAAGUAAAAUGAAGAGGGUGGACAAGUCGGAUAAUGAGGAAGAAAGAGAACCUGAAAAUGUAAAGAAGAAAAGGAAGCGAAUCAAACAGCUUCAGUCUGACAGCAGUGAUGAGGAAGCAGGUAUCCCACCACCUCCUACACCUGAGGAAGAGAAACCUCCAUCUCCACCUCCCGUACCUACCCUAAAAACUGAACUGGAGCCUGCAUCCACAGAGGUUUCAGCUGGAGGGAGGAAGAGGAAACGGAAGCGUGUGCUGAAAUCCAAGAUGUUCAUUGAUGAUGAAGAAGGCUGCAUGGUGACUGAGAAGGUUUAUGAGAGCGAAUCCUGCACAGAUAGCGACGAUGACUUCAAGACCAAGCCACCCGCUGCACCCAAACAGCCUGUGCUGCCUCUGAAGAAAGAACCAAAAGAAGAAAGGAAGAACGUGAAGAAAGGGGUGGCUGCUGCCAGCAGAGCCAGCAAGCAGGUCUCCAUCAUGGGCUUUUUCCAGAAGAAAUGAACUGGGUCUUUCUCCUGGUCCUCUUGGGACCGUUGCUCUUCUUGUGCAGCGUUCUGCAAGCUGCUGCAGGGGACGAGGACGACAUGCAAUCUUCACUUACGUAAGAUAUCUUGCUUACUGUGUAAGUAAGCCCUCUGGACUAGAUUUUGUAUCAGAGAAAAGUGUAAUUCCUCACUGCAGUAACUUGAAUCCUCUUUACUGAGUGUGGGAAGCACCAGUUAGAAGCAAAAUCUAGAGGAACUCUUGAAAGACUCCCCAUUUAUCCCAUUAAAAUCUUAUGCUUUUUUAAUAAUGGCCUUUUACCUGCUUGGUGCUGAGGCCUCUUCCACAGUGGAGCAAAACAAAGAGUUGAGUUGUGGCAUUCUUUUCCCCCUUCUUUUUUACACCCCCAGUUCUCCCGAUUGAUGUAAAUGGUCACAUUGGUUCGAAGCUGUAACGUAACCGGUCUUGAGACAUACCCACAAAUACUGAACAUCUGCUUCAGCUUUAACUGAAUGAAAUGAACUUGAUUUUCCCCUAAAGACUGGUAAAUAGUUUUUGCUCUGCCUUUCAUAAUCUUUUUUUGGACAAAGCAGCCCAUAUAAAACUCUCUUACUCUUUU